AUGUCCAGCGAGGCUAGACCGCCCUUCCCACCUUUUACGGCCGAGACGGCCAAGAUCAAGGUCAAGGCAGCUCAAGAUGCAUGGAACACCAGAAACCCUGCUCAGGUCAAAAUGGCAUACACCCCAGACUCCAUCUGGCGCAACCGCGACCAAAUGUUUCAAGGUCGUGACGCCAUCGAGGCUUUCCUGACCAAGAAGUGGGAGAAGGAAAACGGCUAUCGCUUGAGAAAAGAAUUGUUCUCCUUUAUGGACAACAAGAUUGCCGUACAGUUCUGGUAUGAAUGGCACGACGAAGAGGGACAGUGGUACCGGUCCUAUGGAUUGGAAGACUGGACGUUCGCGGAGAACGGCUUGAUGAGGAAGAGGCAGAGCAGCAUCAAUGACGUGAAGAUUUCAGAGGACGAGAGGUGGUACAAAGACGGUGUCGAUGUCAAUACUGUUGACAUUAGCGAAAAGCACUGGUAG
Cryphonectria parasitica EP155 is the source of this 465-nucleotide messenger RNA. Its product is annotated as DUF1348-domain-containing protein. Bases 1 to 465 code for a protein of 154 amino acids. The record is from RefSeq and is a predicted model, not a curated record. The transcript is spliced from 3 exons. Lineage: Eukaryota; Fungi; Ascomycota; Sordariomycetes; Diaporthales; Cryphonectriaceae.